CUAAAUUCCUUUUCCUUCUAAGCUGGAAGAAUUUUCGAGCUUGGAAAAAAAUAUUCACACAAAUUUUAGAUGUGUAAAAUUAUGAAAUUGUAAUACAUUUUGCGGAUUUGCACAUUUUUCAAACAUAACCUAUUUUCGAUCGACUGUUUUGCAUCUUUGUGUCUGCUAUUUGAUUCAAAAGUUUAUUGAAAGAAGAUUUGGUUUAUUUUAGGAAAGGAUUUUAACAUUUGAUGGGGGUUUGAGUCUUAUGAGCCAAAGUUAUUUAUUAUGAAAGCCAUCGCAAAUUUUCUGAAAUUUAGACGAUACUGUACUCAUGAAAAGGUUCAAAGAAAAAUAUUGCCAAUCGUCGACUCAAAAGAAUGUAUUCCAGAACCAGAACUCGAUGUUGAAUUCUUCUGCAAUCCAGCUAACCGCGAUCAAAUUUUUGAGAACAUAAAAAGGAGAAAAAGCUGUGGAGACAUAGACAAGGUUCUUUAUCUUUGUCAAAAGCCUGAAUUGAAACAUUUACUACUAAACGAAUUGAGUAGGAUUCCAAAUCUUACCCACCCUGCGACUUUAAAUAUAGGCAAUCAUCCAGAAAUUUCAAAACUAUGCGGGAGUCCUCCAGAAUUUGAUUUUCAACCCACCGAAUUCGAAAAAUUGGCUGUAAAAAUGCGAUUAUUGAGGAUGGACGCCUUAGGGCCGGUCUCUGGACACAGGAGUUAUAUAUUUUUAGGAGACCUGGCAGAUUUAGAACAAGCACUAAUACAUUAUACCAUAGAAAAAUUGACAACACAAGGGUUCAAAAUCGUUUCGGUACCAGACAUUUUGCCCACGAAAGUUAUAGAAAGAUGCGGUUUAAUCGUCGACGGUGAUAGAACUCUUGUUUAUCAAUUAGCACCUCAUUACGGAGAUGAAUUCAGUCUCUCGGGCACGGCUGAAAUGGCUUUAGCUUAUCAACUUAUGAAUUCUACACUGGAACAUGAUGAAUUGCCGCUAAAAAUGGCUGCUGUGAGCAGGUGUUACAGAGCAGAAGCUUCUAGUCUUGCAGAUGAGCGAGGAAUUUACAGGGUGCAUCAGUUUACAAAAGUGGAAAUGUUUGUCUGUUCGGAACAGGACAAAUCCGACGAGAUCUUCGCUUAUAUACAAAAUAUUCAAGAGAAUUUAUUCACUAGUUUAGGUUUACACUUCAAAGUACUCAAUAUGCCUCCAUGCGAAUUGGGUGCUCCGGCAUUUAGAAAAACAGAUAUGGAAGGAUGGCUGCCUGGACGAAAUAUAUUUGGCGAACUGUCAAGUUGCAGCAACUGCACAGAUUUCCAGUCUCGUAGACUCAAUAUAAAGUACAAAACGAAAGAUGGGAAUUCGGUUUAUGUUCACACAUUAAAUGGAACGGCUUGCGCGGUACCACGAAUGCUAAUUGCGAUUUGCGAAACACAUCAGCUGAAAAAUGGAACAAUUGCCAUUCCCAAUAACUUACAGCCUUUUAUGAACGGCAAAACGGUAAUAAGGCAGCAAGCUGUUCCUGACAUGAGAACGUACAAAUAUAAACCAAAAGUAAUGUAA
Messenger RNA from Belonocnema kinseyi, 1542 nucleotides. RefSeq names its product serine--tRNA ligase, mitochondrial (gene SerRS-m). Gene Ontology annotation, cellular component: mitochondrion. The transcript has 5 exons. Gene Ontology annotation, molecular function: serine-tRNA ligase activity; tRNA binding; ATP binding. Lineage: Eukaryota; Metazoa; Arthropoda; Insecta; Hymenoptera; Cynipidae. The record is from RefSeq and is a predicted model, not a curated record. Gene Ontology annotation, biological process: mitochondrial seryl-tRNA aminoacylation. Bases 268 to 1542 code for a protein of 424 amino acids.